AUGAUUUUAAUAUUUUCAUUUUGUUUAAUUAAUAUAUUAUUUUUAAAUUUUAUAAAAUGUGAUAUUCCUGUUCACUGUUUAAGUAGACACGUGGAAGGGAAGUGGGAGAUACACCUGGGUCUCUUGAAAAAAAAAAAGAAUUCGAAACAAAAAAGUAUUGAAGGUGUUACAUGGAAUGAUGGAGUAGCUAGGAAUAUAAUGGAAGAUAAACAAAAAGGAAACCACAACAAUGAUAAUAAUAAUAAUAAAAAUAAUGAUGAUAAUAAUGAUGAUGAUAAUAAUGAUGAUGAUAAUAAUGAUGAUGAUGAUGAUAAUUAUGAUUAUCAAUGUGGAUAUAAAAGACCUGACAACGCUGAUUAUCAUGAUGAUUUGAACCCAGAGAAUGAAGACACUAAAAAACGAUUUGAAGAAAAAGAUAAAAGAUUUAUCGUGUUCAAUAAAGAUAGAUCAUUAAACAUUUUGAAAGAGAAUGAAGAAAUUAAUUAUACUUAUAGUGGUCAUUGGAAAAUAAUUUAUGAUGAAGGAUUAUAUAUAGAAGUAUAUAAAGAGAAUGAAAGUAAAGAAGUUUAUUUUUCUUUUUUUAAGUUUAAACAGAUAGGUGAUAUUUCUUAUAGUUAUUGUAAUAGCUUAAUUAUGGGUGUUGUUAAUAAAUAUUCUUUAGAUAAUAAUAUAUGGAAUAUGUCAUAUGAAGAGAAUAUAGAAGAAAAUAUAACAUCUGAUGAUAAAAAUAAUAAUAUACAUUUUUUUCAAGAUGAAAAAAAAAGUAUUUUUAAUAUUAAUGAUAAUAAUAAAGAGAUAAAUACUAAUAUAUCACAUAUUUAUAUGUUAAGAAAAAAUGUAACUUUUUUCAAAAUCAAAAAUAAUAAAACAAACAAACCAAAAAGAAAAGGAAAAAGAAAAAAAAUUAAAGAAAAUAUUAUAAUAACUAAAGGUAGUAGUAAUAAUAAUAAUACAAAUUUAAUUCCAAAUGAUGAUAAUUAUAAUAAGAUGGUUAAAGAAAAAAACUUUUUUGAACUUAUUGAUUAUUAUAAUGAUAAUUAUAUUAACUCUGAUCAUUUACAAAUGCAAAAAUAUUGUUGGUAUGCUAAAAAGGUGGAAAAAAAUUCUGAACAACCAACAAAUAAAAUACCUAUUCAGAGUAUUUCACCUUUAUCUGUUAAUGCAGAUGAAUAUAAUAAAUUAUAUAAUGAAAAAAAAAAAAAUAAUAUAAUAAAAAAGCAUGAAAAUAAUAAUGUGUCUAUUUUAAAUGAUGAUAAUAAUUUACAAGAUAAUAUUAUACAUCUUAGGAGAGAUAAAAAUAUGAUCACAAAAUAUAAGACAGGUUUACUUAUUAUGAAUAAUAAUAAUAAAUAUGAGAAAAAGAAUAGUUUAUUUUAUAAAUAUAAAGAUAAAAAUAUAAACUUAAAAAAUUUUAAUUGGUAUAAUAAAGAAGAUAUAAAAAUGAGAUUAGGGCUUUAUAUAAAAAUAUUAGAUGAUGCUAUAGAUCAAAAAGAUUGUGGUUCAUGUUAUGCUAAUUCAGCUGCUUUUAUAAUUAAUAGUAGAGUAAGAAUAAAAUAUAAUUAUAUAAAAAAUAUCGAUUCUUUAUUUUUUAGUAAUGAACAAUUAAUAUUCUGUGAUAUAUUCAAUCAAGGAUGUAACGGUGGAUAUAUAUAUUUGUCUUUAAAAUAUGCAUAUGAAAAUUUUUUAUAUACACAAAAAUGUUUUCAAAAAUAUAAAAAUAAAAAUAUAUAUAAUACUAAAAGAGAUGAUUCUGAAUAUUAUAAUGAAUUACACAAUGCUGAUGAUAAUUCUUUAUUAUGUGAUACAUUUAAUCUUUUUAAAAUGAAACAUGAGCAAAAUAAACUUAAUAAAAUAAAGAUAAAGCAACAAAUAAGUAUGGAUACAACUAAUGAUUCUAAUAAUGAGGAGGAAUAUAAAGAAAAAAAUGAUGAUAAUGGUCACUUAUUACUAUUAUCGUCAUCAUCAUAUGAAGUCAAGGAUGAUAAUAAAAAAAAAAAUAAAAUAAAUAACAUUCAAACGAACAACAUAAUGAAUAAUAAUAAUAAUAAUAAUCAUAAUAAUAAUAAUAAUAAUAGUAGUAGUAAUAUUAGUGAGGAUGUAUUAAAUGAAAAUUAUAUUUUAAUGGAUCAAUAUCAAUAUAAUAAUAAUAUUGAUACAUAUGAUAUUUCAAAAUUAAAUUCUUGUGAUGUAAAAAUAAAUAUAUCAAAAUUCGAAUAUUUAGAUAUUCAAAAUGAAGAAGAAUUAAAAAAAUAUAUUUAUUAUAAUGGACCUGUAGCAGCAGCUAUAGAACCUUCAACUGAAUUCAUAGGAUAUAAGAAAGGAAUUAUAUCAGGCAAUUAUAUUAAAAUGCAAGAUGGAAAUAAAAAUAAUGCUUAUAUCUGGAAUAAAGUUGAUCAUGCUGUAGUUAUAGUUGGAUGGGGAGAAGAUACCUUUCAUAAUUUUAUUAAAAAAAAUAAUCUAUCAAAAGAACAAAUAAAAAAUAUAUCAACAAUAAUAGAAAAAAAUAAAAACAACAAUAAUAAUGAUAAUAAUAAUAAUGAUAAUAUUAUAAAAUAUUGGAAAGUAUUAAAUAGUUGGGGUGUCAAAUGGGGUAAUAAAGGAUAUUUUUAUAUACUAAGAAAUAAUAACUCUUUUAAUAUUAAAUCAUAUAUUCUAGCAUGUGAUGUUAAUUUGUUUGUAAAGCAACAAUAA
Plasmodium adleri (nom. inval.) is the source of this 2691-nucleotide messenger RNA. RefSeq names its product dipeptidyl aminopeptidase 3. The record is from RefSeq and is a predicted model, not a curated record. Gene Ontology annotation, molecular function: cysteine-type endopeptidase activity. Gene Ontology annotation, cellular component: lysosome. The transcript is spliced from 2 exons. Bases 1 to 2691 code for a protein of 896 amino acids. NCBI's taxonomy places the organism in Eukaryota, Apicomplexa, Aconoidasida, Haemosporida, Plasmodiidae.